Messenger RNA from Struthio camelus australis, 2865 nucleotides. NCBI's taxonomy places the organism in Eukaryota, Metazoa, Chordata, Aves, Struthioniformes, Struthionidae. The record is from RefSeq and is a predicted model, not a curated record.
GUUGCUCAGGAUGCAAAAAAUCUAAUUGUGCAUGGAUCAAAACUAGUGGCUGAGAGACAACACAGCACUGCAACUCAUUCAUCAGCCCUGAGCCUGCACCACAGGUAGCUCUAAGGCCUUAUCCUUGCUUGACACAUUUUCCUGUUAGUAGGCAGAUUUGCUACCUCAAGAGGCAAGUGGUUCAUAUUCCUGAGGGAAGCGCGAGGUGCUAGGAUGAAUUAGGAGGAUGUAGGUCUGGUAAUGUGGAGAACUACAGGAGCGGCUUAGCUUGGCAAAUGCUUUCGCUUUUUCCUUUAUUAAUAUACCAACCCGAAGAAGAGAAUGAAUGCUGGACUUGAUGUAACAUGUGCUUUUGUUUUAGAGCAAUUUGGGAAAGGCACCUCCUUACAAGGCCAGGCUUCCCCCUGCCAGGCAUGUGUCUCAGCUCAGGGCAGAACUUCACCUUCUGCAGAAAAGGCGGAUCAGCAGAGUGAGGACAUUGCUGUCAGGACACCUACAAGCCCCUGCGCUAGCACUGGCUUCUUUGUCUCAGGACUGGGGUCCUGAGAGAGGGGAGGGUGGAGUUUGCUUUGGAGCUCAGACAUCAGGAACCUGAGCACUGAGAAGAAUCAGGGAUGCUGUUGUGUUUUCUAGCUGCCUGUUGGAUGUGUGAGUUUUACAGCUUCUGUAGCGCAACCAGGAGGAGGAAGGAAGAGGUUUCUGAAGUUACAAGCAUAUCAGGACACAGAGACAAGUGGCUGAGAGAAGGCUGGGACUUCUGUACCUCUAACAGCAGUGUGGCAUUCGCCUAAGGUACCAAAACUUGUCCAUGCACUGUUUUGGUUGGACAAACAGCUCAGAGCUCCCCCGAUAACAGUGCAGUACAGGUGAGGCAGAGCACCCAGAAUUAUGGCAUCUUUUCCCACCACCUCCUCCCUUUUCCUUCUCCUGUGCAUACUGGCUCUUUCUGACAUCAGCCUUGUGGUCUCCCUGGAUACUGGCACGAAGCUCAGAAAUGUCCCAGAGAACAACAACCACCUUCAAAACCAAGAGCUGUGGCCACAGCAGCCCAGAAGUGGGCAUCACCACAAGCGUGGAUUGGCCAAGAAAGAGCGGGUCCAUGCCAUGCCUUCUAGAGGGCAGCCAGCCGGGGAAGAGGCCCUCAGAACGGGGAGUGGAGCUCCAGCUGUGGAAGAGCUGGCAGCGGUAGGACAGCCAGCAGCCCUGAAACAGGAUAAGGAUGUGUUCCUGGGUUUUGAAUUCCCAUAUCCUGAGAGGGAGAACCAGUCCCCAGGGUCUGAGAGGGGAAAGAAGCAGAACCGAGAGCACCGGCGGCACAGCCGCAGAGACAGACUGAAACACCACAGAGGGAAGACUCCUGAUGUUGGGCCAAGUUCCCUGUACAAGAAACCUGAAAGUUUUGAAGAGCAGUUUCAAAACCUCCAGGCGGAGGAGGCUACAAGUCUGACACCCACCAUGCUUCACUUCACUGCACUGGAACUGGCAGCUUCCACAGAAGAGCCUCCUGUUCUUCCAGCCACAUCACCGCGGUCACAGACCCGCCUCAGGCAAGAUGGGGAUGUGAUGCCCACCCUAGAUAUGGCGCUCUUUGACUGGACAGACUAUGAGGACCUCAAACCAGAAAUGUGGCCAUCUGCUAAAAAGAAAGAAAAACGCCCCAGUAAGAACCCCAACAGUGGGAACGAAACUGCGUCAGCCGAAGGAGAGCCGUGUGACCAUCAUCUUGACUGCCUCCCAGGCUCUUGCUGCGACUUGCGUGAGCACCUCUGCAAACCACACAAUCGAGGCCUCAACAACAAAUGUUAUGAUGACUGUAUGUGCACUGAAGGGCUACGCUGUUAUGCCAAAUUCCACCGGAACCGAAGAGUGACCCGAAGGAAAGGACGCUGUGUGGAGCCUGAGUCAGCCAACGGAGAGCAGGGAUCAUUCAUUAAUGUUUAGAGGGGGGGGGACUAUUUCCUGCCUCGAGGGUCCGGUGCUGGGGACAAACCAUGUGUACCUAGCAAUGGGGAUUAGAGAAAAAGUCAAGCAAAUGAUUGAAGCUGCAGGCUCUGAACAUGCCAGGCUCCAACAAGACUGAUGCUGGUGAUGAUUUAUGAAUAGAGUGGUCUCAGCCUUUUCUACACCAGGACUGCCUUCCCCUCCCUUCCCUCAGCACAUCCCUGCCAUGCAGCUGGGUCCCCCUCUCUCAGUUAGCAGGAGAUGAUCCUGACUGGCAGUCCGAUGCCUUGAGGUAGGGGAAAAGCACUUCAAUUGCAACGCUUCCUUGCAACACAGGCAAGAUAUGAAAGGUCCUGCAGGCCAAAUGGUAGAUGAGCUUAAGCUUUGCCCCUUAACUAUUGCUUGAGAAGAGUGGUAGAUGUCUGUUAAGGAUCAGAGGUUCUCAGAGGAUAGGAAGCUUGCAGCCUCCAGGUGCAAACAAAGACAGGAGUUGAAGAUGGAUUGGCAGGAAGCUGGCUGCCUAAGUGAGAGGGGACCCUCUAACAGAGCUCUUGCUCUCUCGUUCAUUGCUACAGACAGAUAUUCCCCAGCUGUUACACACUACUGCUUCCUACCUGUCUUCCUUGGGACUGUCCAUUCCCACACCUUCUUUCCUUUCUUUCUCCCAGAGAACCACCUGGUUUCUGCAAGGAUACAGCAAGAGAUCCCAGCCUGCAGCUCUCACUCAUUUGGUUAUCCUGCCAAGUCUGUUAUUUCUAAUGAUUAUUUUUAGGAGCUUUCUGGGGAAGUAAUAGUUUUCCUAGAGAGCCAAAAAUAAAGUUUUUGGUAACAGGAGAUAGGGACCGGCUGUUCCCUUGUAGUAGUACAUCCUGUGACAUACUGCAUGUGCAUUUCCAUGAUAUGUAAAUAAAGUUAUGAUAGAUA